CGAGCAUCGACCUGCCGAUUCGGUAAUGGAGCCCCAAAAUUGAAAUUAGAUCCUGUAGUGAAAGUUAAACGGGAACACACCCGGUAGAUCUGAUAGGCCGUGCAGGCGGGCGCCGACAAGCUAGCUUUUCGCCAUGCCGAAGAAGAAAACGGGUCAGCGGAAGAAGGCGGAGAAGCAGAAGCUGCGCCAGAAGGAGAUCCGGAACCGCGAAUCGCAACUCCCGGAACAACCAUGCAACGUAGCGAUGGACUGCGAGAAGUGCGGCAAGAAACAGAAGUCUCGGGCGUUUUGCUACUUUUGCCAGAGCGUCCAGCGGCUGCCGGUUUGCGCACAGUGCGGGAAGCAAAAGUGCAUGCUCAAGACCGGUGACUGUGUGAUCAAGCAUGCUGGCGUGUUCACGACGGGGCUGCAGAUGGUCGGAGCCAUCUGUGAUCACUGUGAGGCAUGGAUUUGCCACGGGCGCAAGUGUCUGCAGACGCACGCUUGCGCGUGUCCGCUGAUGGAUGCCGUGUGCAUCGAGUGCGAACGAGGUGUCUGGGAUCACGGUGGGCGCAUGUUCAAGUGCUGCUUCUGCGAUAACUUCCUGUGCGAGGACGAUCAGUUUGAGCACCAGGCGUCGUGCCAGGUGUUGGAGUCGGAGUCGUACAAGUGUCAGUCGUGCAACAAGCUCGGCCAGUACUCGUGCCUGCGCUGCAAGACGUGCUACUGCGAUGAUCACAUUCGCCGGAAGGGCUUCAAGUACGACAAGAACAAGCCGAUCCCGUGUCCCAAGUGCAACUACGAUACGAGCCAAACGAAGGAUCUUAGCAUGUCGGUGCGCAGCCACAAGUACGGUCGCAAGAGGAUGGACGAUGAAGGGGAGGAUGAUGAUUACGCGUACGAUGAUGAGUACAUGGCCUACCGGAACAAGUACGACGAUCAGUACAACGAAGAGUCCGGCAGUUCGUCCGAUUACGAGGACGACGAUGAUGAUGAUGAUGACGAUGACGACGAUGAGGAGGAUAGUGAGGAAGAAGAAUCGGAGAAGGAAGUCGCUGGAACGAGCGGAACGAAAGAGAAGAAAUAAUGGUUCGGGUCAUCUCGUGGUGCACAUCUUCUCAUCUACACUACCUAAACGGUUUCUUUCACCAAACAGAAAACAGGAGCGCAGGUCCUACAGCACGGUCUACGACGAUUGGGGAACGUUUAUUGAGCGCGCGGUAGGAUUUGGCCGAGAAAUUUCGAGGGGCAGCAGUUUAUAAUAAACGGAAAGGCAUUUGAAAACAAA
Molecule: messenger RNA, 1267 nt
Organism: Anopheles aquasalis
Lineage: Eukaryota; Metazoa; Arthropoda; Insecta; Diptera; Culicidae
Gene: Noa36
Product: zinc finger protein 330 homolog Noa36
Cellular component (GO): nucleus
Molecular function (GO): zinc ion binding
Source: RefSeq, a predicted model, not a curated record